UUUUGGGACAGACUCUCGACAAUUCCGCUUAUCCGCUCGGCCCUGGAAGAACUCGACCGACGGAAUCGUGCACGACCUGCCUUUUCGCCUCCGCCGCCGCCAACAGAGUCCGCUCAGAACCUCGCUCGAUUUGCACGCCACGGCGGGCCAGAUCUGUGUGAUCUUCGAGGGUAUUCCGCUCCUGUAGUAAGGAACUACCAAACCGCCAGCGCCAUGAGCUCCUCGUCCCGAAGCCAAGCAAUCAAAUCUACCGAUCCAACAACGGUUAUAACCAAGUCAGGGACAACCAAGAGUAGAAAGUCAUCCCCUUACAAUCCUGGGUUCGAUCAGCAUUUGACCGACCAUGGCAUUCAUACCAUCUGGAAGUCGCAAAAGCUAAACUUGGAGGAAGUAAAAGUGGCACUCAUGGCUCCAAGGCCAUCACUCUCGCCCUCUUGCUUCUCAGACAAUGCUUUCGAGACUUUCUAUGAGACUAAUGCUCAGGCAAAGGAUGAAGAUGAUGUGUGCAAAUACGUUCUUCCCACCAUUACUGGCCCUCGGAAAGAUAAUUAUCCCUCCACUGCGAAUAUGGCUUUCGGAAAUCUGGCACCGCUCACUGAUGGAACUAUAGUAGCAGCCAAGCCGGACAUUGCUCUAGGAGCUCUCCCUGAACAACUCAAUCCAACUAUUCGCAGCGAGCUCCAACACCACAUUAUCCCUUCCACUUCGACGGAUCGAUUGAUAGCGCCCAACUUCUUUCUGGAGGCGAAGAGCCCGGACGGAUCUGCAGCAGUGAUGAUGCGACAGGCUCGCUAUGAUGGAGCAAUCGGUACUCGGGCUAUGCAUAGCCUGCAGAACUAUGGUCGGGAGGAGCCUGUGUAUGAUGGCAAUCCCUAUACCUAUAGUACAACCUACCAUGAUGGCACACUCCAGCUAUUCGCUCAUCAUGCUACUGCGCCCGCAACAUCAGGAGGCCAGCCCGAGUACCACAUAAACAAGAUCAGGGGGUUCGAUAUGACGGAUUCACAGGAAACCUUUAUUCAAGGAGCUACUGCAUACAGAAAUGCGAGAGAUCUAGCGAAGCAGCGUCGAGAUACUUUCAUCCAGGAUGCGAAC
Molecule: messenger RNA, 1095 nt
Organism: Cryphonectria parasitica EP155
Lineage: Eukaryota; Fungi; Ascomycota; Sordariomycetes; Diaporthales; Cryphonectriaceae
Exons: 1
Source: RefSeq, a predicted model, not a curated record